CUAAUAUUCCAUGGCGGUGACAGAAGCCGGUUUUGGUCAGGGCAGCUGCCACUCCUUGUUACCGAAUCUGCUACUUUACUUCCUCAUUUUUGUUAAUAAAGCUCAUUUACCAGCGAGCCACAGUCUUAGUCAGAUGUAUUUUCUCAGCUGACAGCAUGCAUUUGAAAAACGUCUUCAUUUUCCUGCAACUUUGGUUUUCAGCAGAAGGUGCUUAUUAUGGCUAUUAUUUAGGCCACUGCCAGUUUAACUUUCAUGAUAGUCAAGGGGUUGUGUUCUUGGAGCAGUUGUUUUUCAACAAGUGUCUACUGGUCCAAUAUAACAGCACUUUGGGAAAAGUUGUAGGAUACACAAAGGAGGGAAUCAUUUUUGCAGACAUUCUCAACAAGAACCCAAGAUUCCAAAAACAUCAAAUAUGGAAAACAAACCGUUGCAAUGAUAUUGCACAUCUGUUAUAUGGAAAUCUAUCCACAGUGGAGCCCUACGUAACGCUGAGCUCAGUGAAAGCGGAGUACAGUCAACACCAACUCAUGCUCAUCUGCAGCAUUUACAACUUCUAUCCAAAGAAAAUCAAGGUAACAUGGCUUAGAGACGGAAAGGAGAUCACAUCUGAUGUGACGUCCACUGAUGAGCUACCGAAUGGGAACUGGCUUUACCAAUAUCACUCCAACCUGGAAUUUACACCCAAACCUGGAGAGAAGAUCAGCUGCAUGGUGGAGCAUGCAAGCCUCAGAGAGCCAAAGAUUUAUAACUGGGAGCCAGAACAUCAUUCUGACAAGAAGGAGCUGGUUAUAGGUACAGCAGGGCUGCUGAUUGGCUUGUUGUUUUCAGUCGCUGGGUUCCUCUAUUACAGGAGGACAGUCAUUGUGCGGGAAAGAGUGUCAACAACUGAGGAUAUUUAUCCAGAAAACAACCUUUAGUUUUGCUGGGGGUGUAUCAGGGACAAGAGACGAUGAGCUUCCCUCACCAUGCAUCAAUGAACUGUUGGAUAAUGAGCCUAACCCCAAGUUAUCUCCCAGUCUGUUUAUUAGUACGGUAUGUUAAUGUCUGAGUGAAAAGAAGUGAAUGAGUCUUGCAGCAUGACACUGCUGUUUUUUUUUUUUUUUUUUUUUUGUUUGUUUUUUCUAUGAAUCAAUAACACAGCUGGAAAAGUUACUCAAGCAGGAUUCUACACAGUUUUUAUCUUAAAAUCUAUACUCUAAAUUUCUACAUUUUUCUUGGAAGUUUCUGCAGUAUUCUGGAAAAUACAGUGCAGUUUAAACUAUUGGUCUUUAUUCCCAUUAACAGUAGCUGGGUCUCAUUCACUGAUGUUUUUGCAUCUAAACUAAAGUAAAUCUGCUCUAUUCCAAAAUAUGAAGCUUUUUUACUUGUUAGGAGAUAAGAAGACUAGUAAGGAACACUGGAUACAGACUUACAGCACAAUUGGUUAACACUGCUAAAAAAAAUAAAACAACUAAACAUUUGCAUUUUAGAGCUUUUGUUCUGCAUUUUGAAUGGCCCUAUGUAAGAGCAAAAACUUGUGCCAAGUCCCAUUUUUUGCUUUAAUUUAUCAUGCAUUAAACUGAAGUAGUAAUGUGCAUCACAAAUCACAGUACAAUUCUAAUACAAUCCAUUGCAUUUAUUAAGUAUGACUAGAUUUCUUUUUUCAUUUUAUAAAAAGGAAAAAAGGUUAAAAGGUGAGCAAAGCGUCAUUUUAAUUUAUUUUAUAUACCUCUUCGUUACUAAAACUGCAUUGGAAUCCAGCUUAAAAAUGUUUUAAUGUAAUAAA
Messenger RNA from Cyprinodon variegatus (sheepshead minnow), 1765 nucleotides. Its product is annotated as H-2 class II histocompatibility antigen, E-S beta chain-like. Lineage: Eukaryota; Metazoa; Chordata; Actinopteri; Cyprinodontiformes; Cyprinodontidae. Bases 156 to 917 code for a protein of 253 amino acids. Gene Ontology annotation, cellular component: MHC class II protein complex; membrane. The record is from RefSeq and is a predicted model, not a curated record. Gene Ontology annotation, biological process: immune response; peptide antigen assembly with MHC class II protein complex; antigen processing and presentation of exogenous peptide antigen via MHC class II. Gene Ontology annotation, molecular function: MHC class II protein complex binding. The transcript has 6 exons.